Molecule: messenger RNA, 1947 nt
Organism: Eutrema salsugineum
Lineage: Eukaryota; Viridiplantae; Streptophyta; Magnoliopsida; Brassicales; Brassicaceae
Exons: 5
Coding region: 1-1947 (648 amino acids)
Source: RefSeq, a predicted model, not a curated record
AUGGAGCAUUCCAAUAUUCUGACGGUUUCGAUUGUCUCGCCCCAAGAUCUUGCUCGUCUCCGACGAAUACACGACAUUCCUUCUUCGAUCGAGCUCGUCGUCCCGGAUAGGGGAGAGACGCCAAAGACGGUUCGCACUGGUUACAGCAUCGCCUACACUCCGUUCUUCGACGCAUGCAGGCUCUCUUUCCCCAUUCCACCGAGUCUCCUCACGAUUUUGGCAGAUUUGGGACUGGCAUUUCCCCAAAUGAACCCUAACUUUGUUCAUCAUGCUUUGGCGCUACUGGUUAGGGCAGCCGAAUCGAGAAUCCCCUUCGGAAUCGAGGAACUCCACAGGAUGUGCUCUAUCAAGAGCAAUUCUUCCUUCCUGGGAUCCUUUUAUUUGUCUCCUCGAAAAACUCGCAGUGUUUUCGAAGACAUCCCGGCUCGCGAUGAUCGUUGGAAAGAAAAGUACUUUUUCUUCCGGAUUAACGCGCACUCUGUCAGAUCUUUCGACUUUAGUCGGCUGCCCACCAUCUGGGCUCCGAGAGUUGUUGUUCCGAUUAACACCGGCUUGGAUAAAGUGCUUAUUGCUACUCUGCGGAACGGCGACUGUUCGUGGCCCAAUUUUACGAGGGAGAGAAUUCGUCGCGCGCUUGGAACAGAUACCCCACAGCUCGCUGUUGCUCCGAAUCUCGAGAUUGACCCGUUGAACCCGCCGUCUAUCAAUGGUCCAGCUAAUUUCCACCAGAUCCCGAUUGGCACCAGCCGUCGGGAAGUCCCAAACGCUACUUCUUCAAGCACCUCGCAUCAACCUCUGAUCCGCAAGCCAUCUCAAGGAAAAAUGACUCGAAGACCGUCAGCUCGUGAGGCCGAGAAAGCGAGGAAGAGCAGGGCUCAGGCUGAGAGCUCUGAACCUGUUCGCACUGGUGAGAUCCGUCGAGCUGUGAGUGACGCGCUUGAACCAGCCUCCAGAGCUUACGAGACUCCGACCGGAGGUCUUCCCGCCGACCCGUCGUCCAAAGCUAUCUCGCUCAGUUCCCGAGAUUCUGAGAGAACUUUGCGUCCGAAGAAGCAAAGGGUGGAAGAUCCGGCUCCAGAUAGGAGGUCGAAUUCCUCGAAUGGGUCGGGGGGAACGAUCCCGUAUGGUUGGACUUUCAACCAUACUAAAGGGUGCCCCAUCGCUGAUGACCCGGAGGGAGUAACCUUCAUCUUUCGGCAUUUCAAGCCUCUGGGUUGCGUGCUCCCUCCAGUUCGGGACAUGGCGGAGCGUGCUGCCUAUGUGAAAAUGAUGGCUGCUCAUGGACGGGGCGUUCUUUUGGUCAGGCUCUCGAGGCUGUCAACGAGUACUCUUCUAUACUUGAGGACAAGUCUGACCAUGCCCACCUCCGACGAGCUCGAGGAGGUGAAGAAGACCGUGUUCGAUCUUUCAUCGAAGGUCAAGAACGCGGAGGACAAGGAGAAGCGUCUGGAGGCCCAGCUUCGGUCUGCAAAGACGGUGGCGGAUUCUGCGAGCCGACGCGCUGACGAUCUGACUGAGCAGGUGCGUGAACUUAAGGAGGAGGUUGAUGCGAGGGUCAGGCGGGCUGUUCGGGAGGCGAAGCAGGAGUUCGCUGAGAAGUAUCUGGCCAUCUUCCACUCGCUCAAAGACAAAUGGGAGCAGAAGAAGGUCGAAGCUGCUGGAGCUAUCACGGCUCUGGAAGAAAAAGCUCGCCUCGUAGAGAAGAUUCCUGAGCUUGCUCAGAAACAUGCUGACGCGGAAGUGUCCGAUUUUUCUCUUGCCAAGCUCGAUCUCUCGCAGAUCUCGGAGGCAUCGGUGAGGCCGAUGGAGAUUGAUCCGAGGACGCAAGUUCCGCUCGGGCUCGAUCAGUUUGGGAGUAACACCGCUGCUGGAGGUGGAGACGAGCUGGUGGAUGACUCGGCGGUCCUGAUGGAGAAAGAUGGUCGCGAGAAUGAGCCUAAGGAGUAA